Molecule: messenger RNA, 417 nt
Organism: Aureobasidium subglaciale EXF-2481
Lineage: Eukaryota; Fungi; Ascomycota; Dothideomycetes; Dothideales; Saccotheciaceae
Exons: 2
Coding region: 1-417 (138 amino acids)
Biological process (GO): silent mating-type cassette heterochromatin formation
Cellular component (GO): SHREC complex; rDNA heterochromatin
Source: RefSeq, a predicted model, not a curated record
AUGGCAUACCGCAACCUUCGCAGCUAUCCUAGCGACGGCUCUAGCGCUAGAUGGCCUAGAGAUCAAGCCAAUGUUCUUGUUGACCCUCCUGUCGACUUCCUAGCAAGUCUGGAGCGCUUUUUCCACCGCCAGUACACCUUCAGCGAUAUGCCUCAGGGCUAUGCUGUCUUCAACCAUACCCGCAACGACCAGACCACUAGAGCCCACGACACGCACAUCUAUGGCCACAAGGAGGGCCACUACGUCUCGGCCAGAGAAUUUGGUCCCCACUUCUGUUGUCUUGCGAGAGUUAUGGCUGGUAUCUGCACUUGCAAGAAGUGUAGAUCAGGCCGUCGUAGGGCCAAAGCUGCUGCUGCUGCGGCCACCAGAGCACGUAACCCACGCCCUCUACCUCCUACUCAUACGCUCUUCUGGUAA